Molecule: messenger RNA, 2796 nt
Organism: Trifolium pratense (red clover)
Lineage: Eukaryota; Viridiplantae; Streptophyta; Magnoliopsida; Fabales; Fabaceae
Product: cyclin-dependent kinase F-4-like
Exons: 18
Coding region: 1107-2459 (450 amino acids)
Biological process (GO): intracellular signal transduction; protein phosphorylation
Cellular component (GO): cytoplasm; nucleus
Molecular function (GO): ATP binding; protein serine/threonine kinase activity
Source: RefSeq, a predicted model, not a curated record
AAACAAAGAAGGGGCAUUGGAAUUGGCAUGAUGGUUGUAGUUUAAGACAAGAAAAGGAAAGGCGGUGACAUAACGCAUAUAUAUUAGCACAAACACAACGCAUAUACGAUUACCAGUGGCAUAAAACAAAAACGCAUCUCAAAUAAAUUAGGUAUAACGCACGCCUUUAAAUUCUUCUAUUCUAUAAUUCUUGGUCGCCACGAAGCGUAACUAACAGAGAAAAAAAAACACCACAGAGAGAGAAAGAUAAAGAGAAAGAGAAUUAGAUUCUCGUAUUGGAAGAAGAAGAAGCUCUGGAUUCCACCUAUUCCCGUCCUUCGAGGCGGUUAUGCUUCUUAUUCUUCAGGGUGGUCUGGAUUUGAAUUUUAAGUGUUGUGACUUGUAUUCUGAGACAUGGAGGGAGUUUGUUUCUCAACAAAUUGCUACCAGUAUCGGUUUUUUGCAUUCCAAGAAGUCCUUGAUUGGCGAGUUUUCAUCCUUGGAAAUUUUCUUUUGGUUUCUUUUGUCAAUUGCACUUAGUGUUCUGUUCGUCUUCAAUGAUAAGCAAAGGUGCAUUGCUGACCCAACAUUUAGUUAAAACUUCUGUGGAAUCUUCUUUCCGGGCUUAAGCAUAGUCUGGUCACUGAAUAUUGGAUUCAGCCUGCAUCUUUGAGCAUUUGCAUUGAAUCAGUACAGACUGUAGUCUUUGGCAAUUGUCUUGGUUUUGCUCUUGAUGGGAUUUAUUGGUGACGAUACAUCAUUUACCUGAAGGCUCUGAAAUUUAUCUAGUGUUUAAUGCUAUUGCAUUGAUCAACAAGUUUGGCGGGACCCGAAAAGUCUCAGUAUGAUAUAUGAUACUUGUUCAUUUCUACCACCUUUGUGCUGCAAUCAUAACAAAGCCGUGGGUCUAUUACUAAAUAAUGCUGUGCAGCCCUUCCAUAAAAAAGUUUCUGUUUCUAUUCCCCCUUCUGACAUGACAGAAUAUUGAUGGUGGAUUUUUCUGGACCAGCAGGAACUUGUUAAUAUUUUAUACAUACUCUAUCAACUACAGGAGAUAAAUGCUAUUUAUCUUGUUUUUGUUCACAUUUGUUGAAUAAAGGAAGUUUUGCUUUGUAUUCCGCGGGAAAAUGGAGAGGUACAAAUUAAUCAAGGAAGUUGGUGAUGGAACAUUCGGUAGUGUCUGGAGAGCUAUUAGCAAGGAAACUGGUGAAGUUGUUGCAAUCAAGAAAAUGAAGAAGAAAUAUUACUCUUGGGAGGAGUGUGUAAACCUAAGAGAAGUCAAGUCUUUACGAAAAAUGAACCACCAAAAUAUUGUGAAACUGAAAGAAGUUAUUCGAGAAAGUGACAUUCUGUACUUUGUUUUUGAGUACAUGGAAUGCAACCUAUAUCAACUUAUGAAGGACAGGGAAAAAUUGUUUUCUGAAAGUGAAAUUAGAAACUGGUGUUUUCAAGUUUUCCAAGGUCUCGCUUACAUGCAUCAGCGUGGUUACUUCCAUCGUGACCUUAAACCUGAAAACUUACUGGUUACUAAGGAUGUUAUCAAAAUCGCUGAUUUUGGCCUCGCCCGUGAGAUCAGCUCACAACCACCCUACACUGAGUAUGUCUCCACACGAUGGUAUCGUGCUCCUGAAGUGCUGCUUCAGUCUUACAUCUAUGGCUCCAAAGUUGACAUGUGGGCGAUGGGUGCGAUAAUGGCUGAGCUGUUCUCUCUUCGACCUCUUUUUCCAGGAGCCAGUGAGGCAGAUGAGAUCUACAAAAUAUGUGGUGUGAUAGGCAAUCCAACUACUGAAUCAUGGGCCGAUGGACUCAAACUUGCAAGGGAUAUUAAUUAUCAGUUUCCACAGCUUGCUGGCGUAAAUCUUUCUGCUUUGGUACCAUCUGCAAGUGAUCAUGCAAUCAGCCUUAUCCAAUCACUUUGCUCCUGGGAUCCCUGCAAGAGGCCAACGGCUUUAGCGGCCCUUCAACAUCCUUUCUUUCAGAGUUGCUUUUACAUUCCUCCAUCCCUUCGCUCAAGAGCAGUAGCGGCGAGAACUCCUCCACCUGGAACCAGGGGUGCACUGGUGGAUGAUCAACAAUGGGUCAAGAGAUAUUCGGGUGCUCUACCCAAUUCAAAGCCCACCAAUUAUUUUCCAUCUCCAAAAGUACAACCUUUUUCAGGUGUACAGCGGAAGCUGGAUAUGGUAAAUCAGGAUGGAGUUAAGAAUGAAAAACCAAUGAAGACUACUACACAAUCAAAAUAUCGACUGCCAGGAAAGGAAAGUCCAACUUCUAUGAACAAAGGAAGAACUACACGCGGGGUUUCAGAAACAACUGAGAGGUUGGCCAAUAUGUCUAUUGGUAAUCAAAGACAAGCCAUGGGGCAACCCCGCCCUCCAAUGAAAGCUGGAGUUAAUUGGAGUUCCGAAUCUCCUAACUUCAUGCUCAGGCCUGCACCACAGAUUCCGACUGGAAGAACAUACCCAAGAAAAGUUGCUGGAUGAGAAGUACGAGCAUCAAUAUCGCGAAUGACCUGAUUUACAUAAUACAUAUGGGUUGUGGUCGUGUUAUGUUUACUACAAAAAAAAAAGUAUUGCCUAUGUUAUUUGGUUGUCGUUUCAUACUGUGUUGUGGGAUAAACACACGAGCUGAUGCUGUUUAAUAGGUAUGGACUACUAUGAUGUGUCUGUCAGAGGCACUCAUAAAUCAUGCCUGGGUUUGCUUGGUUCACAAGACAAUAAUGUAGAAAUGCUGGUCUUAAUUACAACACCUGUACACGAUGUUUGGAUCACUUAUGUUUUUAUUUUAAUAAAUAAAAUGUGAAAGUCUUUUUGUGAGUAA